This is a messenger RNA of Triticum aestivum (bread wheat), 1279 nucleotides long. RefSeq lists its product as uncharacterized. Bases 325 to 834 code for a protein of 169 amino acids. The transcript is spliced from 2 exons. The record is from RefSeq and is a predicted model, not a curated record. NCBI's taxonomy places the organism in Eukaryota, Viridiplantae, Streptophyta, Magnoliopsida, Poales, Poaceae.
UAUAUAUACAGUCAACCCUAAUUUCUAGGGGAGUUGUCCCAUCCAUCCCUCUCGGCCGCCGCCGCUAAUCCUCUCGGGAUCCCCUCACUCAAUCUCCCUCGAUCCCAUCACCCAGCCAACCAGAGCCACCCUCCUCUCGAUCCAAAUCCUCUCCAACCUCCUCCUUUUCCCCAAUCCAGCGCGCCCGAGCUCCACCUUGCGUGUCUUCCUCCUCGUCCUUCCAGCCGCAGCAGACGAACAGGAGGUCUCGCACCUGCCUCCUCCUUGUUGCCUCGCUCGAGCCCAACAGGAGAGGAGCCCCGGCCACCGAAGCUCUCGCCGCCGAUGAGCCUUGCCAAUCCCCCCGCCAGGAACACCAGGGACCAUCCUCGCCGGUCUCCAGUUCGCCUCGCACGCGCCGGGGUUUCCCAAGCCGCGUCCUCGCAGGAUCCGUCGCCCCGCCAAGUUCCUCGCCGGAGCACCUGCUGCCAAGUCCACCCAUUGCUCCAUACGGGAGAGGAGCUCCCCACAGCAACACCGAACCCAUCCAUCUGCAGCGCCAUGGCCUCAUUGAGUUUCUUCCCACGCCGGUGCCUCAAGCCGCCACAGACCGCUCUAGAUCCGGCCGGCCUCCGCCAAGUCACCGUUCCUUCGGAUCCCGUCGUUCCUGGGUCCUCCUCGCGCCUUCGACUUGCGGCUCCACCGCCCCGUACGGAUCUUGGAGCCGUCCUUGCCUGCUGCUGCUCCUUGCAUCCCCAGCGCCCCUGCCUUCUCUCCGUCCUGCUCGUCCGCGUCGCCCCAAGCCCGCCGGCAGCAGCACCGCUUGACUCCCUCUUCGUCUUCGGCAACUACUAGCAGCGCUGAGCCCUACCCUGCCUCUGUUCUUUCGAACUAGGGAAGAGGACGCCCCUGCCUAGCUGCGUUGACCGCCCUUUUCCUUCGCCUACGUGAACCGCUCCACCACGUUGGCCCAGCGUCUCCAGCGAGGCCCAGCUGCGUGACCUACCGGCCUCCCUCCUCCACCGAGUGGGCCGAGGCCCAUGGUGAGGCCAGCUGCGCGCCUAAGCCGGCCUGCCCGUGAGGCCGCCGCCAACCUCCCUCACUAACUGGGCUUGGCCCAUGGUGAGCGCCUAGUUUCAGCCUGCUGUGUUUUUUUUCGGAUCUGGGGAUUUAGCUGUUAUUCCAGUAAAACAGUUUUGCAGAAAACCCCUUCAUGAUCAUGCAUAUAAUAACUCUCCAACCAUGCAUCAUAUGUAAAAACUUUAUAUAUGAAACUUGCUUAGAAUUUCAUCUAGUUUAA